Molecule: messenger RNA, 3646 nt
Organism: Carcharodon carcharias (great white shark)
Lineage: Eukaryota; Metazoa; Chordata; Chondrichthyes; Lamniformes; Lamnidae
Gene: gtpbp10
Product: GTP-binding protein 10 (putative)
Exons: 10
Coding region: 25-1137 (370 amino acids)
Cellular component (GO): mitochondrion
Molecular function (GO): magnesium ion binding; GTP binding; GTPase activity
Source: RefSeq, a predicted model, not a curated record
CGGCGAGUUUCCGGUUGGGUUGUCAUGGUGCGUUGUGGACUCGUGGUUCUGAGGAAGUAUGGCAGCUUUAUUGACAAUCUCAGAGUUUAUGUUCGUGGGGGGAGCGGUGGAAUGGGACUCCUUCGACUUGGUGGUGAAGGCGGUAAAGGUGGUGAUGUCUGGAUUGUAGCACAAGAUGGAGUAACCUUGAAGAAGAUCAAGGAUAAAUAUCCAGAUAAACGCUUUGUGGCUGGUGUUGGUGCUAACAGCAGCAUUCGAUCACUUAAAGGCACAAAAGGAAAUGAUUGUGAAAUUCAUGCCCCAGUUGGAAUUUCACUCACUAAUGACGAUGGGGAAGUAAUAGGUGAACUAAACAAAAAAGGAGAUCGGGUAAUUGUAGCCCAUGGUGGUCGUGGUGGUUCAUUUGCAACUAACUUUCUGCCUUCCAAGGGCCAAAGUAGAAUUAUACGGAUGGAUUUGAAGCUAGUAGCUGAUAUAGGAUUGGUUGGGUUUCCAAAUGCUGGGAAAUCUUCAUUAUUGAGCCAGCUGUCUCAUGCUAAGCCUAAGAUUGCAGAUUAUUCAUUCACUACCAUGAGGCCAGAAAUUGGAAAGUUACUGUACAGUGAUUACAAACAGGUAUCAGCAGCUGAUUUGCCUGGUUUGAUUGAAGGUGCACACUUAAAUAAAGGGAUGGGUCACAAGUUUCUUAAACAUGUGGAGAGGACCAAGCAGCUGCUUUUUGUGGUGGAUGUGACUGGAUUUCAGCUUUCAUAUAAAACACCUUUAAGAACAGCUUUUGAAGCUAUACAACUAUUAACAAAGGAGUUGGAGCUAUAUAAGGUAGAGCUUUUAUCGAAGCCUGCACUAUUAGCUGUAAACAAAAUGGAUUUGGAGAAUGCUGAAGAGAAGUUUAAAGAACUGAUGCUACAGCUUCAGCAGCCUCAAGCUUUCUAUCAUUUAUUACCAGAGGAGAUGGUUCCCUUGAGACCGGUCCAGUUUAACCACAUAAUCCCAGUCUCUGCUUCGACUGAAUAUGGAAUUGAAGAACUGAAGAACUGCAUUCGAAAAUCAUUAGAUGAUCAAGAUGAUCUAGAAAAUGAACAGUACCACCUUGGAAAACUGCAGAGUUUGCGUUUAAACACUUUCAAAUGUACCUAGAACUUGUAAAGUUGCUAGUUAUUAGUAUGAGUCUUCCACAUUGGAGAGCUGAGAGGCUCAUGAAUAUAUUUAAAUUAAAUAGUUGUUUGGCAGUACAGAACUUGAAUAUAGCUGAAGAAAGUGAAUAUGCUGUCGAAGCUUUUCAUCCUGCAUCAUCAGGCAGAACAGUUCGCAAGAAUACCGAUAGAAGAGGGAACAGCAAUUUAUAUUGCAUGAGAAGAGAUUGCUGAUUUGUUGCAUCUUUUUCAACCAGAAAAAAGCUUGGAGGACAGCUAUUCCUUGGUUCAUUCUCCAUGGUAAUGCCUUGACCAAUCAGAAUUGGUGCCUUGUUUGAAUUUGAACAAAAGCUCGGCAGUUAACUGUUCCCUGAUGUAUCCUCCAUGGUAACGCCUCUACCAAUAAGAGUCCACGUGCCAACCAAUCAGCACUCUUCUCAUGCAGUAUAAAUUGUGGUUCCCUUUACUAUUGUUACUCUUGUGAACUCUUCUGAUACGUACAAGACGAAAAGCUUAAACAGCAUGUCUCUUUUUUCCUGCACUAUUCAAAUCAGUAUCCUAUGCUGCAGUUAGAUUCAUGUGGGUCAGGGCUAGAGGAAAGGUGGCAGGAUUAGUUGCAAGUCAAUCUUUCAUACCUGACAUCAUUAAAGCUGUUACAUUUGCAGGUACUUCCUCAGUUCAUUACGAACUAUGAAUUUACGGAACCAUACAGCACAAAAAGGGGAUUAUUUGAUCCAUGGUGCCAGAACCAUCUAUUGGCUGCACUGCUCUGCUCCUUACCUAUAGCCUACAAAUGUUUCCUUUUUGUGUAUGUAUCUAUUUUUAUUUUGGAAAAUUAUUAUUGAGUCAGCUUCCACCAUCUUUUCAGGUCAAUAAUUCUAGAUCAUUAUAACUCAUGUAAAAUGUUUGCUUUUUUCAGCAUCUUUACCCCUCAACCAACCCUAUCCUACUUGUUGGAGGAGGAUUACAAUUGAGGUGUUGUAGUCCCACCAACCAGAAUUUCUAAAAUCUGAUAUUGCAUGACAAUAGAUAGUUUGGUAUUGUGACUUUGAUACUCUCAACUUGGAAAAGGAGAAGUUUAUGAUGAAUACUACAGCUAUACUCUAUUGGCAUGAAGAAGAAGAUUAUCAGCAGCAAGAGUGCUAGGAAGGAAUUGCAGGUGGACAGCAGAGAAUGCAACAACAAAGGGGGGGCCAUACAGGAAUGGUUUGAGGGACACAUUUUAAUGUGUUUCAAAAGUAAUGAAUAAAACUAAUGAAACACCCAUAUGUUAACCCUCAUUAAUCUAUCUAAGCUUUCUCUUUCUAUCAUUUGCUAGAAGAGUAUUAUCCCAGUGGCUUCAGCAGAGAUAGUGGAAAGCUGCUGGGUAUUUUCCUCAAGCUCCCCUGAUAUCCUCUGAGUGUUAGAGCCUGUGUGCAUUUCUGCUGGGGUAUGUAAUGUAUUAUUUUAAUAAAUUUAUUGUAAUGCAGCAAUUGGUGUCAUGUUCAGGCUGCAGGGGAAACCACAGUAAACGCUAGAAACCUCACUCUAAAUCCAGUAAGGGGCACCAUUAGACAUUCCAUGGUAUAUAUUACACUGUGCUUGACUGAACAGUAAACAUAAAAUAAAUGUCAAUGUCCCAGCCUAUUCUGAGUUUCAAUUCUGGGAAUGAUGACUAAGUACCUGCUACCAACACAGCAGUAAAAAGCUAACCUGUAUAAAUCUAUUAACAAUGCCAUGGAAGAUCCAGUCAUAUUUAAUUAACAUUUAGCCAUGAAUGUCAGGCAGGUUCUAUAUGGGCAGCUGACUCACAAGCUUCAUGUCUGAGCAGCAAGUUAAAAACAUCAUUUGCAACUGUUACUGAACAACCAAAUAAAGACAGCAUUCCAUUUCAGAGGUGGUAAUGUCAUUAACAUGCAAGUCAGCAGAUCCAAGUUAACUGGAAGUAAAUUUUUAUUAAGAUAAUAUAUUACAAUUAUUGUUUCAGAAAAGCAUGAGAAUUAAUCUCAAAUGUCGCAUUAUGUACAACAGUGUGAUAAUGUACAUGGCUAAUAGAAGCUUAAUACUCAGCCAAAGAAAAUGAGCUUUUUCUAGGUCAACACAUGGCCAGCAAGUAAUAUACAAUUCCAUAAUUGGUGCUACAUUCUAUAACUGUUUCAUAAAAGCAUAUGAAGUGAGUGUAAAAUGGACUGAAAAGUGAAGAAAUGUAAAUGGCAACAUUUUUAUACAGUGUUACCUCAACUGUUUCUCACUCAAUGACAUUAAGAAUACAGCCGGCCUGUUACAAUGGCAUCUACAACACUACAGCCAAAGACAAAUAUUGAAGCUGUUAUUUUUAAAAAAGGCAUUUCAUAAAUUAUAAGGUGACGUGACCUUGUUACCUUUUUGACAUGCAGAGUAUAUGGUAAAUUUCAAACAAUAUUUUACAGUACGAUGGAUUGGUGUAAAGAGUACAGUCAGUGGCUGAAAAUAUAAGGAACAAGUUAUCAUACACUUUCAAUACCCUGUAAUAAUAAAUAAGUAUCAAAUAGAAA